Toxotes jaculatrix (banded archerfish) is the source of this 945-nucleotide messenger RNA. RefSeq names its product SH3 domain containing GRB2 like 2a, endophilin A1 (gene sh3gl2a). Lineage: Eukaryota; Metazoa; Chordata; Actinopteri; Toxotidae. The transcript has 10 exons. Bases 16 to 945 code for a protein of 309 amino acids. Gene Ontology annotation, biological process: synaptic vesicle uncoating. Gene Ontology annotation, cellular component: cytoplasm; glutamatergic synapse; presynapse. The record is from RefSeq and is a predicted model, not a curated record. Gene Ontology annotation, molecular function: protein binding.
GAGGACUUCACUGAAAUGGAAAAGAGGGUGGACACCACCACUCGGGCAGUGAUGGAUAUCAUUACCAAGACCACUGAGUAUCUGCAGCCAAACCCAGCCACCAGAGCUAAGAUGAGUAUGAUGAACUCCAUGUCACGUAUCCGGGGCCAGGAGAAGGGACCGGGCUACACACAGACCGAGGCCAUCCUGGGAGAGACCAUGCAGAGGUUUGGCAGAGAGCUCGGAGAGGAGUCUGCCUUUGGCAUUGCUCUGAUUGAUGCUGGGGAAGCCAUGCGUGAGCUGGGAGAGGUUAAGGAUGCUCUGGACAUGGAGGUCAAGCAGAACUUCAUUGAUCCACUGCAGAACCUCCAUGAAAAAGAUCUCAAGGAGAUCCAGCAUCACCUGAAGAAAAUGGAGGGUCGCCGCCUGGACUUCGAUUAUAAGAAGAAACGUCAGGGCAAAGUGACAGAUGACGAGAUCAAACAAGCACUUGAGAAGUUUGACGACUCCAAGGAGAUUGCUGAGCAGAGCAUGUUCAACCUGUUGGAGAGCGAUAUUGAACAGGUGAGCCAGCUCUCCGCGCUGGUCCACGCCCAGGUGGAGUACCACAGCCGGGCUGCAGAGAUCCUCACACAGCUCUCCAGUAAGAUCGACGAACGGAUAAGGGAUAUUUCUAACAAACCAAGGAAAGAGUACGCUCCUAAACCACGUACGUCUCUGGACUUUUCCAUCACACAUACCACAUCACAAAUUAAGCAUACUGGCUCUUCCCCCAUGGACCAGCCCUGCUGUCGUGCACUGUAUGAUUUUGACCCAGAGAAUGAAGGUGAGCUAGGCUUCAAGGAGGGCGAUAUCAUCACCCUGACCAAUAAGAUCGAUGAAAACUGGUACGAGGGGAUGCUGCACGGCAACUCUGGCUUCUUCCCCAUCAAUUACGUGGAUAUCCUGGUGCCGCUGCCCCACUAG